This is a messenger RNA of Chelonoidis abingdonii (Abingdon island giant tortoise), 637 nucleotides long. RefSeq names its product disco-interacting protein 2 homolog B-like. The record is from RefSeq and is a predicted model, not a curated record. NCBI's taxonomy places the organism in Eukaryota, Metazoa, Chordata, Testudines, Testudinidae.
AAAUUCCUCUGUGUCCCCCUAGUGGGCGUGCCCCACAGUUUGGGAACCACUGGAGUAGAGGUUAGUGUCAUGAGGACAUCAGUCAGCACUUGUGUGACAGCCUCUUGUGUUCUUGCAGGCAUUGAACUCAUCGCUGCAUUCCAUGGCUGUUUGUAUGCUGGCUGCAUUCCUGUGACCGUUCGACCACCUCAUGCUCAGAACCUCACUGCAACUCUGCCCACCGUGCGAAUGAUCGUAGAUGUCAGCAAAGCUGCCUGCAUUCUCACAACUCAGACCUUAAUGAGACUACUGAAAUCCAGAGAGGCAGCGGCUGCUGUGGAUGUGAAAACCUGGCCAACCAUCAUUGACACAGAUGACUUGCCCAGGAAGCGGCUACCUCAGAUCUAUAAACCACCCACACCAGAGAUGUUGGCAUACCUAGAUUUUAGUGUGUCCACAACAGGCAUGCUUACAGGAGUGAAGAUGUCCCACUCAGCAGUGAAUGCUCUUUGCAGGGCGAUAAAGCUCCAGUGUGAGCUCUAUUCCUCUCGGCAGAUUGCCAUUUGUCUUGAUCCCUACUGCGGACUUGGCUUUACGCUCUGGUGCCUUUGCAGGUAUGAAUUGGAAUGAAAACAAAAGGGUAAGAUAUUGAUUGGUU